AAGUCUUUUUUUUAUUUGGUGUUGUUUUAUUUGCAUGUACUAGACUAACCGACUUCACAUCCCAGAAGCCACCGCGUUGUUGUCGGCGGCCGCCAUCUUGUGUCCUCCUCAUGAAUAUAUAUCAGUUCGUAUGUUCGUGAACGUUCAUUGCAUAUUCCAGCACCAUGUUCCGGUCCAAAUGGGACGUACAGCCACGUCUCCGCCCUGCUCUCGUCCCCGCGCGUCCUGCCUCUUUCAACGCUAAAAUGUUUCUUCUGAGGAGCGAAGGAUUCCCCGACGAGGACCAGAAGGCGAGAAGCGACUGACAACCGUCGCCGAAAUCCGGGCUUUUAAAUGUAGCCGAGCGUCGUUCGUUUGAAGUCGGGGACUUUUCAUUGGCAGAGAUGGAAAGUGUCGCUGAGGACGGGGGCGCCACGAAGUUAAUGAAGAGCGCUGCCCGGGGAGCUCCGGCGGACGACGGCGGCGGACGUGUGACGGGCUCCCGCGCGGAGGCGAGGACCGCCGGGAACGGGCUCUCCGGCGCGUCGACUGGCCGAAGCUUGUCCAACUCCAGCUCCCUCCUGUUGAGACGGAGGCGCUUGAAGAAGAACCUCUCCGCCGCAGCUGUCAAGAUGAACUCGGCCCUGUCCUCCGCGUCUCUCCACACACGCAGUUUGGAUCGGAAGACCUUGCUGAAGCACCGGCAGAACGUGCAGCUGCAGCCCGCCGAUCGAGAGUGGGCGCGGGCUGAUCUCCACCGCGGCUCCAUCCACGUCCACGACAGCCUGGCGCUCUCGUGUCCCAGGCCGGUGCUCUGCACUCUGGACACCACAGCCGGCGAGGUGGCGCUCAGCCUGGGGAAACUCUGCAGCAAGUCCGGCUCGGUGAUGCGCAUUUUUAGCAACGACGGCUCCAAGAUGGACCAAAAUGGCAACUGCAAUGUCAAGUACGAAUAUAAUUACAAGCAGUGCAAAGCGAGCGAGGACUCGAGUUUGAAGCGCUUGGCUCCUAUGGAACCCACAGACUUGAGGGCUCGAUCGAGUGACAAGAUGAGGCUGUUGCUGAUGAAGACUGCGCAACAGGACGGGAAACUUUUCACCCCGGAGUCAGAGUCGGAUUUGAAUUCCAACACCCCGAACGAUGACGACGACGACGACGACUCUGAGCACAGGAACAGUUACGGCUUGAAUUCCGGCUCGGACGUGGAGAGCAGCGCGUUCGAUGAUCUGAGCUCGGGGGCCCGGCUGAGCGAGCACCGGGACUCCCUCAGCGACGACAUGAUCCUGGGCACCGACGCGUCCAUCCUCAGCCCGUCGUUCGACAGUGCCACUGAGGGCCACGACAUGUACGGAAGCUCCUCGGAUGAGCUGGAGCUGGACUGUCCGCCGACCGACAGCAACGGCAUCGGGCUUUUAAAUGACAGACAGCCCGAGUGCAGACUGGAGCCCCUCAGUCUGGCCCCGAGCAGUAGCGCGGGAUCAUUGUCAGGAACUUGUUCCACCGCUAAUACACCUGACCCCCAGGACCCAGACUGUGGUCAGCUGGCUGUAAAACCGCCAGAAUCCAGCGGUGAUCCCGGUGAUUCCAUCCCCACGCUGUAUGUCCAGCUGCACGGCGAAGCUGUGAGGAGGCUUAGCCCAGAUGAGAGGCCCCUGCAGAUACAGAAUGACUUUCUCUUUAAGCUUGGAUUUAAGGACCCAUGGAGAGUUCAAGAAGAGGGUCUGAACACAGAAAUCGGCUCUCUGCUGCGAUUCUAUGCAGGAAAACCACAGUAUGUGGAGAGCUCGGAGAGGGUCCAGCUGUCCGGCACGUUCAACGUUCGGAAAGGGAAGCUCCAGCUACCGGUCAACCGCUGGACCAGGCGGCAGGUCAUCCUUUGCGGCACCUGCCUCAUCGUGUCUUCAGUCAAGGAGAGCCAGACGGGGAAGAUGCACAUCCUGCCGCUCAUUGGAGGAAAAGUGGAGGAAGUGAAGAAGCACAAUCAUUGUUUAGCCUUCAGCUCUGCAGGACCUCAGAGUCAGACGUACUACGUCAGCUUUGACAGCUUCACCGAGCACCUGCGCUGGCACCGACACGCUGCCAAGAUGGUGUCGCAGAGGAUCAACUCGGUGGAUCUGUCCUGCUGCAGCUUGGAGCAGCUUCCUCCAAAUCUCUUCUACAGCCACGAUCUCACCCACCUCAAUCUCAAACACAACUUCCUGCCGGCCGACCAAUGGCUGCAGCCGCUACAGAGGUUUUCUCGCUUGCGGAGCCUCAACUUGUCCAACAACUAUCUGGGCCAGUUCCCGAUGGCGAUCUGUGACAUCCCCACGCUGACCGAGGUCAACCUCAGCUGUAACUACUUGGCAAACGUCCCCAACUCAGUGGGCGCCAUGACAAACUUGCAGACGUUUUUGCUGGACGGCAACAGUUUGGACGACCUCCCCGUCGAGCUGGGCUCUCUGCAGCGACUCAGCUACCUGGGGCUCUCCUUCAACCAGUUCGCCCACGUGCCCCAGGUCCUGGAGCGGCUCACGUCCAUGGAGAAGCUGUGCAUGGCCGGCAACAACCUGGAGACGCUCACCUUGCAAAACUUCCGACUUCUGCGGGUCAAGCACGUGGAUCUGAGACUGAACAAAAUCUCCAGCAUGGUGCCGGACGAGCCGGACCUGUUGAGGCACGUGACCCAGCUGGACCUGAGGGACAACGGCUUGACAGAACUGGACGUCUCGGUCUUCCCCCGACUGGAGAUCCUCCACUGUGAGCGGAACUCCAUCACCAGCCUGAAGGCCAAAGGCUGCCUGCUGAAAGCCGUCUACGCCUCAAGCAACGAGCUGCAGCAGCUGGAUGUCACCCCUCUUCCCUCCAAUCUCAGCUACUUGGAUAUCUCCAGGAACCGCAUGGAGUCGCUGCCAGACUGGCUGUGCGAGGCAAGGAAGCUGGAAGUCCUGGACGUCAGCCACAACCUCAUCGCCGAGCUACCGGCGCGGUUGUUCUGCAGCAACAGUCUGAGGAAGCUGAGUUCUGGAUACAACCAGCUGCAGAAGCUGCCGGAAAGAGUCGAGCGCCCUCUGCUGGAGGUUCUGGAUGUACAACACAAUCAACUUGUGGAGCUGCCCUGCAACCUGUUCCUCAAAUCUGACAGCUUACGGUGUGUGAACGCAUCCGCCAACAAACUGGAGCACCUGCCUCCAUCCACUCUGUCCGAGGAGAACCACAGCAUCCUGCAGGAACUGUAUCUGACCAACAACCGUCUGACCGACAAGUGUGUGCCCAUGCUGACCGGCCAUUCGCACCUUCGGGUUUUACACAUGGCCUACAACCAUCUGCAGACCUUCCCUGCCAGUAAAAUGGCCAAGUUGGAGGAGCUGGAGGAGGUGGACCUGAGCGGAAACAUGCUGAAAACUGUGCCCACCACCAUCAUGAACUGCCGACGGAUGCACACGCUCAUCGCCCACUCCAACGCCAUCGAGGUCUUCCCGGAGGUCAUGCAGCUGAUGGAGAUGAAGUGUGUGGACCUGAGCUGCAACGAGCUGGUGGAGAUCGCCCUGCCUGAGAACCUCCCUCCGAAGCUCCAGGAACUGGACCUGACGGGAAACCCGCGUCUCAACCUGGACCACAAAACCCUGGAGCAGCUGAAUAACAUCCGCUGCUUCCGCAUUGAUCCGCCGCCAACCUUUUCAUCCAGCGAGGCGUCUGGGGGCCCUGCUGUGUGGAGUCAUGGUUACACCGAGGCCUCCGGCGUCAAGAACAAACUGUGUGUGGCAGCGCUGUCGGUCAACAGCUUCUGUGGCAGCCGCGAGGCUCUGUACGGAGUGUUUGACGGCGACAGGAAUGUGGAGGUUCCCUACCUGCUGCAGUGCACCAUGAACGACGUGCUGGCGGAAGAGCUGCACAAGACCAAAAGCGAAGAAGACUAUAUGACCAACACCUUCUUAGUCAUGCAGAGGAAACUGGGCACCGCUGGUCAGAAGCUGGGUGGCUCGGCGGCGCUGUGCCACAUCCGCCACGACCCCACCGACCCCGGCGGCUGCUUCACUCUGACGGCCGCCAACGUGGGGAAGUGCCAGGCCAUACUGUGCCGCGACGGGAAGCCGCUGUCGCUCUCGGUGCUUCACAACGUGGGGCUGGAGGAGGAGUAUCGGCGCAUCCGGCAGCACAGCGCCAUCGUCACCGAGGACAACAAAGUCAAUGGCGUGACGGACUCCACCCGCAUCAUGGGCUACUCCUUCCUGUACCCGUCGGUGAUCCCGUGUCCGUACGUGCAGACCGUCACGCUCACCUCGCAGGACGAGUUCUUCAUCCUGGGGAGCCGCGGGUUGUGGGACGCCGUGUCGCCCUCAGAGGCGGUGGAGGCGGUGCGCAAUGUCCCAGACGGCCUGGCCGCCGCUAAAAAGCUGUGCACCCUCGCUCAAGGGUACGGCUGCACCGACAGCCUGAGCGCUGUGGUGGUGCAGCUGAGCGUGAGCGAGGACUGCUGCUCCUGCUGCUGCUCCGAGCCGCCGCAGCCGCCGCCCAGCCCCAGCUUAGGCGCCUUCCAGUCGUCGGCGUCCGGCAUCAAGGAGCGGCCGUCGGACGGCUCACUGCCGGUUCCUCCCUCGUCCUGCAGCGAGAUCAGCAGCGAGAUCAGCACCAGCGAGAUGAGCAGCGAGGUGGGAUCCACCGCCUCAUCGGACGAGCCCCCGCACGAGCAGGCGCACCACGCCCAUCUGCACCUGCACCACCAGGCCCACUCCUCGCAGCAGCAGCACGCCCACCCCGCCAACCCGCCCUGCCAGUAUCUGUACCCGGGCUCGGAGCUGCCGUCCGCCCGCAGCGGCUGCGCUCUUCACUCCGCGUGCUUAGCCGGUGCCUUCCAGCGCCAGCUCUCCAGCGCCACCUUCUCCAGCGCGCUGUCUGACAACGGGCUGGACAGCGACGACGAGGAGCCCAUCGCCGGCGUCUUCUCCAACGGGAGCCGCGUGGAAGUGGAAGCUGACAUUCACUGCCUCAAAUCCGAAGCCAACCAAAUGGAGCGCCCCCUGCUCUCCCUCCCGCCACCUCCGCCCCCGCCCCCCUGCACUCCGGAACCCCUGGAAGACGGAGCCGACAUGAGCCUGGGCGACGCCGAGAACGGCUCGGAGCGCGACGACUCCUGGCAGGGGGACGGAGGGAGGCAAGCGGGAGGGAAGCGGAGAGCCAACGGGUCAGUGGCGCGGCAGGAGAAGAGCCACAACCUCAUCGAGGUGGCGGCAGACGCGCCGUCCAAGAAGCCCGGCGGCUACUUCACAGCGCCAGCCCAGCCCGACCCGGACGACCAGUUCAUCAUCCCUCCAGAGCUGGAGGAGGAAGUGAAGGAGAUCAUGAAGCAGCAUCAGCAGAAGCAGCAGAAGCCGGCGGGGAGCGACCCGCCCAGUGACUACUACGACACCCCGCUCUGAGACCCACACCCCACCCCACCCCACCCCCCGGACACAACUCAACCAGCCCUUUAACAACGCCUCUCCUUCCGCGUGUGGCCGUUCUCAGUCUGUGGAACUUUAGACAACCAGCUGAUAUUAUAACCGACGUUAGUCUCUUUGCAAUAGCAUUAGCUCUCGCCACAACACUAGUUUCUUUUGUACUAACCAUAUCUUUUAAUGUGAAGGCGGUGGAAUCACUGAAGAAACUUCUUUUUUUUUUAAACUGAGACACAUAAUCUUUUUUUUUUUUCCCUGUUAUUAUCAGUAAACCUUGUGCGACGGUACACCAGUAAUACUACGUUAACUGUUGUAGAUAGGGCACUUCAACUACUGUAUUUCUUCAGUAAAUCGUGACUCUUCUGCCUGUCGAGCGGCAUAGACAUUUUUUUGUAGAAAUUAUAAAUACUAACUCCUAGGAGUUGCAUACUCUAUAUGGUGGCUCAGUCACUUUUACUAAUCUUCUCUGAGAGAAACUGUGAUUUUUUUUUUUUUUUCAAUGAUUGUAAAUAAGAGAAAUGUUGUAUACCUAUGUUUGUACCAGGACUGUUUGUCGGUGCAGGUGGGGCAGGAGGAGGAUGUGCGGUUAGAACUGCAGGUGAGGGAGGCGUCUCCCUUACACACCCUUUUACAAUGGAGACUCAACACUACACACACACACACACACACACAGAUGUAUAUUCACAAGAGGAACAUUCCAUGAGAAACAACAGCACAACAUGGCUUUGGUUUGCUCCACUUUGUUUGAUUGUGAUGUCAUGUGGUCAUCACUGUAUCUCCAGAACACUGCGGACUGCAUGCGCACACACCAAACACCCACACACACACACACACACACGGAAACCCACCAGUAAAAACAGCGCCACAUCCCUCCAAAGGUAAGUCUUAUCACCGGCAUGGCUGCGUCAGUUAUACAAUUAUAUCCACGUGGAAAAGAGACAACACAAAUGUUCUUGUCUUUGUUAUAAUAAAUUUUAAAUUUGUGAAUAUAAAUGACACUUGUCCUUUUUUUUUAAUUUACAUGCGUUUGGCCCUCUUCACCACUAGAGGGAGCUCUUCCACAGCAACAUUUACAGCUUCUCGCCAGCGUACGCGUUCGUCAUGACGAAGUUCUGGCUGCCAAAGU
Molecule: messenger RNA, 6522 nt
Organism: Synchiropus splendidus (mandarinfish)
Lineage: Eukaryota; Metazoa; Chordata; Actinopteri; Syngnathiformes; Callionymidae
Gene: phlpp1
Product: PH domain and leucine rich repeat protein phosphatase 1
Exons: 17
Coding region: 384-5378 (1664 amino acids)
Molecular function (GO): protein binding
Source: RefSeq, a predicted model, not a curated record